AUGAGCCGCUUCCCAGGGUCCAAGUUCCGGCGCGCCGAGGCCCGCCCGGCCCGCCGCCAGGCCUGGAUCGGCGGCAUUCACGGUGGCUCUCCUGCUGCUUCCAGCAACCAUAUCAAGACCAGCCGCCGCUGGAUCGUGUUCAGCACCAACUCUGCGGGUGUGCUGGGGGCUGUGCCGCUGGAGAGCCGGGAUGGGGGCCAGAGGGCCGUGUCUCAGCUGCGUUGCUACUCAGGUGUGGUGGCAGAUUUUGACUUCUCCCCCUUUGACGAGCAGGUGUUGGCCACGUGCUCUGCCGAGGAAGCUGUGAAGGUGUGGCGUCUCCUCGAUUCCGAUCCAGAUCUGUCCUCUUCCCUCAAUGUGACCCUGGGGCCCAAGGGGGGCCAGGCAGGCAUGGUCCUUUUCCACCCCACAGCAGAUGGCAUCCUGGCCAGUGGGGCUCAGAGGACAGCGAAAGUUUGGGAUGUGGAGCAGCAGCAGCAACCUCUGACAGAGCUGGACCCUCACGGCGACCUCCUCCAGAGUCUGGCUUGGAGCCUGGAUGGUACCCUCUUGGGAAGUUCCUGCAAGGAUAAAAUGCUUCGGAUCUUUGACCCCCGUGCCGGGCCUGCAGCCUGCCAGAGUGUCCAGGCCCACGAGAACGGCAGAGACUCCCGGCUGGUCUGGGUGAACUCCGCAGGCGGCCUCCUCUCCAUCGGGUUCAACCAGGUGAGGGAGCGUGAGGUGCGGCUUUGGGACACGCGGGCGUUCACUGGCUCGCUGGCUUCUGUCACCCUGGAUGCCUCCCCCAGGCCCCUGAUCCCCCUCUUCGAUCCAGACACCGGCCUGCUGGUGCUGAUGGGAAAGGGGGAAGACGUGCUCUUCUGCUACGAGGUGCUGCCCGCUCAGCCGGCACUGACAGAAGUAACCCAGUGCCGGACCGAGAGCAAGGCCCACGGGAUUGCCCGGGUGCCCAAGACUGCCCUGGAUGUCCUGGCGUGCGAAGUGAUGCGGGUCCUGCAGCUCACAGACCGCGCCAUCGUUCCCGUCAGCUACACAGUGCCACGGAAGUCCAUGCAGGAGUUCCACGAAGACUUGUUCCCCUGCUGCGCUGGAAACAUCCCGGCAACCUCUGCUGAGGCCUGGUGGGCAGGAGACAACAGCCAGGUUCAGCGGAUCAGCCUCCAUCCUGCCCACAGGCCCAGCCGAGGCUUCUCCUCCCCCUGCAUUCCGAGCCUCCCCCCAGAAAGCCGGACCCCGGACCACCCCCAGCAGGAGCAGGCAGAGGACCUGGAUAUCAGCGCUGGCAGUGGCCUGUCCUCCCCCACCAGCUCCCUGACGUCCCCCUCCAGCGCGGCAGCGUCCCUCUCCGCCACCAGCGGCUUUGCCUCCAGCCCCAGCCAGAGGUCCCUGCAGAGCAUUCUGGGUCCCAGCUCCGGCUUCCGCCACAUCCAGGGCACCGUGCUGCCCCGCAGUACCCACAUCACCAACCUCAAGGGGCUGAACCUCACCACGCCAGGCGAGUCCGACGGCUUCUGCGCUAACAGGCGACACGUGGCCGUCCCGCUGCUCUCUGCAGGAGGGCAGGUGGCCAUCUUGGAGCUGUCCAAGCCGGGUCGCCUGCCUGACGUUUCCCUGCCCACUAUCGAAAACGGGGGCCCGGUUUCCGAUCUGUGCUGGGACCCCUUUGAUCUGGAGCGCUUGGCCAUCGCUGGGGAAGAUGCCAAAAUCCGCCUGUGGCGAGUCACACCCGAAGGACUGCGGAAGAGCUUGCGAGAACCGGAGGCCGUGCUGCGAGGUCACACAGAGAAGAUUUACUCCGUCAAGUUCCACCCGCUGGCCGCAGAUGUCCUGGCCUCCUCCUCCUAUGACCUGAGUGUCCGGAUCUGGGAUGUGCGCUCCGGGAGGCAAGCGCUGCUUCUGAAUGGACACAAGGACCAGAUCUUCGGCAUUGCCUGGAGCCCCAAUGGACGCCGCCUGGCCACAGUCUGCAAAGAUGGGAAAGUGCGGCUUUAUGAGCCCCGGCAAGCGUCUGAGCCCCUGCAGGAAGGCCCGGGCCCUGAGGGAGGCCGGGGUGCCCGCAUCGCCUGGGUGUGUGGAGGCAAAAACCUGCUGGUGUCUGGCUUUGACAGCCACAGCGAGCGCCAGCUCUCCAUCUACCAGGUGGAGACCGUGGUGGACGGGCCCGUAGCGCGCAUCAGCCUCGACGUCUCUCCGUCCACCCUCAUCCCCUUCUACGACACAGACACGGGCAUGGUCUUCCUGACGGGCAAGGGCGACACCCGCGUCUUCAUGUACGAAAUCGUCCCAGAGGCGCCCUUCUUUCUGGAGUGUAACAGCUUCUUCUCCAAUGAGCCCCACAAGGGCUUCCAGUUCCUGCCCAAGCCGGAGUGCGACGUGAGGGAGGUGGAGGUAGCCCGGGCCCUGCGUCUCAGGCAGAGCUCCAUCGAGCCAGUAGCCUUCCGCGUGCCCAGGAUUAAGAAAGAGUUCUUCCAGGAUGACCUCUACCCGGCCACAGAGGUAUGGUGGGAACCCGCCUUAUCAGCUGCUGCCUGGCUCGAGGGCUCCGAUGGGCAACACCGCAAGAUCAGCCUUCAGCCCAAAGCUAUGACUCCGGUGAGCAAAGCCCCAAAGGACGUUCCCAGCAGAAAAUACGUCCCGUCCUCCGUCUAUCUGGAGGAAAAGUCCGACGAGCAGAAGAAAGAGGAGCUGCUCAACGCGAUGGUGGCCAGGCUGGGGAACCGUGAGGACCCCCUACCCCAGGACUCCUUUGAAGGCGUGGAUGAGGAGGAGUGGGCCCGGUACCUGGCGCAGAUCGUGCUGGUGGGCGUGCAGGUGGUGGGCAGGGCCUUCGCCCGCGCCCUGCGGCAGGAGUUCGCAGCCAGCCAGGCGGCGGCGGGGGCCCGAGGCCGCCCCCCGGGGUCUCCGUCGGAGGCCGCCUCCAGCGCCGCCGGCAUCAGCCUCCAGGAAGCGCAGCAGAUCCUCAACCUCCCCACGCUGAACCCAGACGACCUCCAGAAGAACUACGAGCAUUUAUUUAAGGUGAACGACAAGUCCGUGGGGGGCUCCUUCUACCUGCAGUCCAAGGUGGUGAGAGCCAAGGAGCGCCUGGACGAUGAACUACGGAUCCAGUCCCAGGGAGACCCAGACGCAGCGCGCAAGCCGGACACGUAG
Molecule: messenger RNA, 3150 nt
Organism: Euleptes europaea (tarantolino)
Lineage: Eukaryota; Metazoa; Chordata; Lepidosauria; Squamata; Sphaerodactylidae
Gene: CORO7
Product: coronin 7
Exons: 31
Coding region: 1-3150 (1049 amino acids)
Molecular function (GO): protein binding
Source: RefSeq, a predicted model, not a curated record